Caenorhabditis elegans is the source of this 2748-nucleotide messenger RNA. RefSeq names its product RAD50-interacting protein 1 (gene Y49E10.21). Bases 1 to 2052 code for a protein of 683 amino acids. The record is from RefSeq and is marked reviewed. The transcript has 7 exons. NCBI's taxonomy places the organism in Eukaryota, Metazoa, Nematoda, Chromadorea, Rhabditida, Rhabditidae.
AUGCAGGCACUGCAAGAACGCCUCGAAAAACUUGAAAAUGCGACCGGCAGUGAAGUUUGGGAGGUCUUGAAAGCGUCAGAACCCGAACUUCGUCAAGAUCUAAGCUCUCUUCAAAAGCUGAAAGCUGACAAAGAAUCCGCGGCUCGCGAAGCUCUGACAGCACUGAAAACAAAGAAAAAUGAGCUGAAAAAUCUGAAAAAUGACGUGGAAUCCUUGAAAAAUGAAUAUAAAACAUAUAUUGAAAUGGUGGAAAAUGGCUUAAAACAAAGUGGAUUAGAUAUAAAACAAGUUGUGCAAGUUUUCGAAAGAGUUUUGGAAGAAUCUUUAUCGGAAAAACGCUUGGCAAUAUUAUCAACAAUCGAUUCAGCGCAUAUUUCUGACAUAAAAUCAAUAAAAACCCCUGUUAAAUCAAUAUUGAAGCUACUGGAGGACCCGAAUAAGCUACAACUCAGAAUUUUAGUGCAAAGCGAGCUCCGGGAGUUUUCAAAUUCUGCAAUCGAGAUUUUCCGUCGAAGUCUAUGGGAUUUGUUUCAAAAUCAAGGAAUUCCGAUGAAAAAUCUCGGGGAAAUGCCGAAUUCGGAGGAUUUUCUUCAAAAAAUUGGCGAAUUAUUUCAAUUUUCCACUGAUUUAGACAAACUUAUCGCUGGAAAUUGGGGAAAAUCGAUUGAAAAUCUAAUUUCCGCAGCAUUUGGACAACUUUCCAACUAUUGUAUCGAUAUUAUUGAGAACGAGCGAGGAGAAGCCGAUUUUGAGUGGAUUUUGAAAAGUUCACAUGAUUGGGCGAAAAAUUUGAGUCAAAUCCUGCAAAAAACAGUGGAAAAGUCGAAUUUGGAGUCGGAAUUGAAGCAGGAAUUCGAGGAAAAGUUCAACGAGAAAUUCGUGGAUUUUAUUAAAUUAAUCACGAGAAAAUUCUUGGAAAAGAACAUAAAAGAGCCUACAAUAUUCUCAAAUGUGGCUCAGAUGCUCAAAAAGUUCAAAAUUUCGUCGGAAUUCAACUUAUCGGGAGAUCGAGAUCUACAGGAACCAUUUUAUGAGCCGAAAUUCAUGAGCAGAUGGAUUUUGCUUGAAGUGGAAAUGUAUAAAAUCACAUGCGACAAGCUUCUAUCAUCUGCUUCAUGUUUCGAACCCCUUCCAUCAAUUUUCAUUGGAAAAAGUUCGAAUUUUUGGUGGGCUUCCGAGGUUACUGUAUUCUUUGAUCAAUGGAUUUCACGAAUCGAUAAUAAUAUUAAUUGUCUCGAAAAUUUGGAUGCUCAAAGAGCAUUUUACGAGGUUUUAUACGCUUUGAUGAUUGAUUUAUGCACACGAAUUCAUGUGGAAGCCAAUCGAUUAUAUUCGGAAUCAUCUUGGUCAAAUGAUGUUUAUUUAGUGAUGAAUACGGUUUGGGAGUUGAAAAGAUUGGUUCAGAUUUCAACGGAAUCCUGGCCAAUGCCACCAUUUGAAGUAGAAAAAGCAUAUGAAGAUGAAUGGAAUCGCCUGAGUGGAAUGAUUGUUGAAUAUUUAAAUGAUAUAGUUGAUAAUAUGGAUAGAUGUGUUCGAUCGAGCUAUGCUAGUGAUAAGCAAAAAGUGAUUAAAGAGACAUUUUUUCAUGUUAUUAAAUGUUUGAAUAAUGUUACAAUCAAAGCGAGCAAACCAUCGACAAGUCGGCUGUUGAAUGUAUUAAUUGAGCAAUUAUUCAAGAAUUUACAAUGUCGAUUUGAUAAGUGGCAGGGUUAUUGCAGCACUGAAGUCCUCGGAUGUUUCUACACUCAAAUCUACUCGAAUCUUCUGCCCCAACUCGACGAACUUCACAAAACCGAUCACUGGAACCGUGAAAACGCGUCUCGAUCUGAAAUCUGCCGCCUUGAUGCUCUUCUGAAAAUGGCAGCAAACUCGGACCCAUCAGGAGAACUCGUUCGUACAGCAUUCCGAUCGAUUGACGAAGAACAAGUCAUUAAAAUGCUCGGAGAGCUCGGAAUUCAUUCGACAAGUGAUCACGCUUUUCAGGAUUAUCAGAUUUUGGCGGAAAAUUGGCAGAAAAUCGAGGAAAAGGGAUUCGGAUAUGGCGAUUAUUAAUUAAAAAUUUUUUUUUUUAAUUUAUGUAUCUUUUUUUCUGAAUAAUAAUUUUAUUUCGAAACUAAAUUGCAAUUGCGCUCCAAUGCCAAAUGAACUGUGACCUUAUAUAUUGGGUCUCGUUAGGUAUACUCAUUUUUCCUGGAUUUUGCUGUUUUUCUGUUGAUUUUAAUGGUUUUUAUGGGAAAAAAAUUUUCUCAAAACAAUUUGAAUUUCCAAUUUUGCCGCCAAAAUACGUAACGAGACCCAAAUUAUCAGGUUAUCAUUGGAGCGCGUUUGCAUAUCGAAAAUCGCGUUAUUAUUUGCAUCUGUAAUAUCACUGGAACACACAAUUCUGAGAAUGCGUAUUGCACAACAUAUUUGACGCGCAAAAUAUGAAAUAUCUCGCAGCGAAAACUACAGUAAUUCUUUAAAUGACUACUGUAGCGCGUGUGUCGAUUUACGGGGUCUAUUUUCGGAAUGAAAUCGAGCCUGUAAAUCGACAGAAGCGCUACUGUAGUCAUUUAAAAAAUUACUGUAGUUUUCGCUGCGAGAUAUUUCAUAUUUUGUGCGUCAAAUAUGUUGUGCAAUACGCAUUCUCAGAAUUUUGUGUUCAUGUAAUACGCCUGUAAUUCUUUUUUUUUCCGGGUUCUUUAUUCUCUUCUUUUUUAAAUUUAAUUGUAUUUUUUUCAAUUAAUUUCUUCAAUACAGUGAUUUAAA